AUGUAUGCCUUCAAACCGUUUGUGUUAACGGAAUGCGACAGUCCAAGUGAAACUAAACCGACACCCAGAACAUUUCCGACGAUAUUUUGCAAUGAAAAAUAUCUGUACUCAUUCAGCGGGUACAAGUAUACGUUAAAUAGAUACACCGCCACUGAUUAUGACGACGCGAGAAUAAUUAAAGAAAUUUGGAAAUACAAUUUGGCAACAAGGAAAUGGAGCUGCUUACCAGAGCAGCGAUUUUUGCCCAGCAACAACGAAAUAAUUCUCGGCAUGACAUUCAAAUCAGACAGACUUAUCGUAAUUUCUUGGAACAAGUGCCAGUCAAAAGGUUACCUGUACACUCACAAUUUAAAAAACGAACACGAGGUAGAAAAAAUGACCACCAAGGGCCCACUGCCCAAGCGAUUCUUCUCCCAUAAUUUUAUAAGCCACGGGUCUUAUUUGUACACCAUCGGGAAUGAUCGUGGGUUGGGAGUCUUCAGGAUAGACCCGGAGACUGGGAUAUGGGAAAAGUUGUCUCCGGAAAAUGGCGAUGACUUCCCUGGGUAUUAUGAUGACAUCGAGCUGGCUUAUGAUGGCAUCAAAAUUUAUGUGAUAUUUGUAAAAAUACGAGGGGAAAAAAUCCGCGAACUCAAGACAAUACAGGCCUAUGACAUUGAACAGAAUCGCUGGUAUAUUUUGGACACCACUGGAGAUCCUGAUAAUGAGAAACUCUUUCCUGAUAUCAGGAUUAAUUUUGGAAUCGCUCAUAUCGUAGAUCUGGAAAGGAGAGACACAAAUAUUGUUAUUUCUGGAGGAACGAUGGACAAGAGAAUUUAUAAUGACAUUUGGCGGCUGAGUUUAUCUACUCUGCAGUGGACUUGUCUGAAUAAAUUUGGGUCCAUUCUACCCCAAGCUAUUUGCGAGCACGACGCGACCACUUCCCUUGAUGGCAAGAUGUACGUUUUCGGUGGAAGGACCAAGAAAAAAAAUAACAGAUUAAGUGAAGUAAAUAAUCUUUACUCCACUUGGUUGCGGAUACCAAAACUCGCGGACAUCUGCUGGGAAGCUGUUAAUUUUUAUUACAGAGAUUUAAAUUCAAAAACUGACGAAGAAUUGUUUGAACUCGGAUUGCCUAUUAAAUUUGUGAAGUCUAGAUGCCAGUGA
Messenger RNA from Microplitis mediator, 1146 nucleotides. RefSeq names its product kelch domain-containing protein 10 homolog. The coding region runs from base 1 to 1146 and encodes 381 amino acids. The transcript is spliced from 3 exons. Lineage: Eukaryota; Metazoa; Arthropoda; Insecta; Hymenoptera; Braconidae. The record is from RefSeq and is a predicted model, not a curated record. Gene Ontology annotation, molecular function: protein binding. Gene Ontology annotation, biological process: positive regulation of stress-activated MAPK cascade.